AUGUUCACUGUCAAGGCAACAUACAGAAGCGAAACCCGCAAGUUUUCUUUUGCUGACCCCGCUGUAUUUCCCUCUUUCGAACAGCUGUUUCAUCAGCUUUACAGGGUCUUCCCUAUCUCGCAUUCUUACUAUUUAUCUAAACUUCUCUUCUCACCUAAUUCCAAUAACCAACGCAUUCUCAUUGGGAUGGAGGCCCAUUCGGCCGACGAGUACAAUGCCCACAUUGCUCCUUAUCAGGGGCGUGAAUGGCCAGGAGCUUUACUGAGGUUCUCCGUGUACGACGAGACCCCGCACAAGUCUCCCAGCGCCAGCAAUAGCAGUCUCCUUGUACCGAGUGUCACCAGCGAUGUCGGUGCAAGUCCUUCUGGGAGCGCCCAGAGCUCUACUACAUUCGUGGAGACCAUGGAUAGGCUUAUUAACACCCGGAAGGAGCGAGAUGAUCGCAAGUUUCUCCUCGAUAGAAUCCGCGAGCGUACGACGAGUCGCAACGGUGUCACCUUCUCAUCGUCCCCGUCGACUUCGUCGGCAAUUCCCAGACAGCCAGAGUCGUCCUCGAGGCCUUUGCCGCAAAGGCCCUUGUCUCGAUGUAGUUCUGCAUCCACACCACACGCCCCUCUCAGACCGUCUCUCUUUGACCUACUCUCUAACGAUGACGUUCCCAAGGUCACGUCGCUGCCUACAGGCGCUAAUGCGGGUCAUGACGGCUCUGAAAGAUGCGAGUCGAGCUAUCCUCGAUUGGUGGACAAGAUGAGUGCCCCCUCUCAGCCAGCUUAUUGGGUGUACCAAGAUCCCCCACUUGCACCAUGGCCACGGCCCUCUCCACCACCUCCCGUUCUUUACCCCUCGGUAGGUGUCUUACAACUGCAGGAAGGAUCGAAAGGCCAUCGCGUUGACACGGAUGUGAUAAUGUCGUCCCCCGCUGUCCGUUCCGCCAACCUCACGCCGCAGACGGAGUGUGCGCAGCCCGCAGUGGCGCAUCAGCAAUCGAUGGAGCAGCCCGAAGCGCCUCCGCAGUAUAUUUCACAGACACAUUCUAUCCCUGCCACGUCAUCUCGCUCUGCGGUGAACUAUUGCUGCUCUGUCACUCAGGGGAAGACGGAAGUCAAGGACUUAAUGGCUACUUUCAUCAGCGACCUCGACCGCACAAUGAAAACGGCGUUCGGAGACGAUUGGGCAUCGGGCGCUCCCUCGCGGAGCUCCGUGCGCUCUGUCCCGAUGGAUACCGGGAAUGAAGAGGAAAGGCUGAAAACGAGACGCCAGUAUCGCUCUCUGUUGAAUGGGUCUUGCGGUUUGUCGUCUGGUAUGCCGAGUGAAGACGAGAGAGUGAGGAGACACGUCUAUCGUAAUGUUCUCGCGCCUGUGCUAUCAGAACCCAUCUGGAACGGCUUGAGCGACGAGGAAAGGAUGAAGAGAAGGCGUGAGUAUCGUUCUGUCCUCGGCUCUGAUCCCGCGACGCCGAUGGCGCAGGAUGCGGAUGAGAGACUGGAGAGGCGUCGCCAGUUCCGCACGCUCUUCCCACACUCACCUAUCUCCGUCCGUGAAGCGUCCGAUUUGCAGAACGAAGACGAAAGGUUGCGGAUGAGAGGCAAAUACCCAGAUAUCGUAGGUGGCUAUUACCCUCAUGCAUCAACGCCAUCCCCUGGGACGACGUCUAAUCUUCCUCGGAUGUUCUCACCUGCUGAACCUACCACAACCGCUACAUCUCGUGAGUGUAAUGUGGAUGAAGUGCCAAUGCCAGGAUCGUUCGUUGCGCAUCCCUCACGCUUUGGUCCUCCUGGACGUAGGGUAUUCUCACCUGCACUACCUCCCAUUAAUCCACAGGAGACUACGGGCCAGGAAAUGAGGCAUGUGGGCAUUACAUGCGAUGCAUGCCAUAAGUCCGCGUUCCUUGGUGUUAGGUUUAAGUGUCUCGAUUGUAAAGAUUAUGAUCUCUGCAGUGCUUGCAUGUCUUCUCCGGAUGCAAGAGGGCGUCAUUCCGUUCAGCAUGCAUUCUUCCCAAUCGAUACACCGUGCAACUUUGGUCCAUAUGCGCGUGCUCGGGCUGAGCGCCAUCCCAUUCAUCCUGGUAUGGUGUGUGAUGCUUGUGAUGAAGAUAUAUCUGGUGUCAGAUUCAAGUGCUUGGACUGUGCUGACUACGACUUGUGCUCCUCAUGCUUCUCUGCCCCUAGUCAACGCGAGAAGCAUUCUCUCUCGCACGCCUUCUUCCCCAUCGAGGUUCCCUGGAACAAAGACGACUACAACCGUGCGCGCGAGCAACGUCGCGCUGAGGUUGCUCCUGUUGCCGCUUCGCCCGCUUCCACCACAGCGCCCUUGGUACACAAAAACGUUAUCUGUGACAUGUGCGCACGGGAGGUUGUGGGAGUGCGGCACAAGUGCUUGGACUGUCCUGACUUCGACUUGUGCAGUGAAUGCUACAACAUAGCAGAGACCCGCGCUCAGCACUCAUUGCAGCAUGAAUUCUUCGCGAUUGAUCGCCCAGGUGAAGUCAUUGUGCAUACCGUGUUCAGCGGGCAUGGCGAGCGCACACCGUCGUCGUGGACUCCACCGCGACCUCAAAGAUCUCCUUCCAGGAGAGGCUCAACUACGCCUGUGGAGCCGGUUGUCCAUAAUGCCGUUUGCAAUCUGUGCGACUCGCGCAUUCGCGGCGACCGCUACAAAUGCCUAACUUGCCCGGACUUUGACACGUGCUCAAUGUGCUUUCAGAUUACUGAGGAGCAGCAUCCUGGUCACGGUUUCGUCAAGAUAAGCAAGCCGGAUUGUCUCAUGGUCCGCGACGUCGGCGGAGCUCUUCAUUCUGCUACGUGCAAUGUCUGCAAAUCUCGCAUCGUCGGUGUCAGAUACAAGUGCAUGCAUGACUCUUGCGUAGACUUUGACCUUUGCCAGGCUUGUGAGGCCCUCCCCAUUCCAGUCCAUCCCUUCACGCAUCCCCUCCUCAAGAUGAAGGACCCUCACACCUCCGUGCCCACCGUCCGCAGACUUCUCGCUGAAGGGGCCUUUCGCACAGAACCCGAGGUUACUACGUGUCGAGAGAAGUACCGGGAGCCUAUCGUCGCCAAAGUUGAUAGUAACAGCACUCAGUCAACGUCGGAACGCCACUUUGGCUCAGUCUUUCUGUCCGACGCUCAGCAACGUCGUGACACCAAGGAGGCGCUCACAAAGGUCGCUGCCGACUCGACGUCAUUGAGCGUUGAGCAACGGUUGGAUACUCAAUUCCUCUCGUUGGCCGAGAAGAUGCGUGGCAAGCAGGGCUGGCAACCGCACAUAAUCGAUCUCACUGCAACGGAACCAUCGAGCGCAGAGCGGCGGCUGGAUGCGCAGUUCAUUUCAUCUGCUGAAGAGAUGCGCGGCAUCCAACACGAGGCGCCUAUAAUCGAUGCUGCUGAAGCGGAGCCAUCGAGCGCAGAACAGCGGUUGAAUAUGCACUUUACCUCUCUCGCUCAGGACAUGCAUAAACACCGCGAGCAGGGGACUGCAAAGGAACAUGUAGCCCAGGUUCCAACGGCUGCCGAGCAUGCAUUGGACUCGCACUUUCUCUCGACUGUCCAGGCGAUGAAUGGUAAUAAACGUGGAAGCGAUGAUUCGCUUGGGCUUUUAGACAAACCUGAUUCGAUUCUCGUGGAUACAGACAUACCGCCCUUGAUUCCACUAUCUCCUGUAACAUUUGUCCCCUACGAGCCUGAGGCGUCUUCAGCAAGUGUCCCCUAUGUGGCGCUAGUCGACUACUCUGUUCCUCUUGAUGUGCCACCUUUGGAGAAUGUCGCUGCGCAAGUGGCGACGAACCGUGACGUGCACGCCGCCGUGGAACAUCCCGUUUCUUCUUUGGUGGAUCGCUUGAUUGACGUCGAUGACUCAAAUGAUAAGGGAUCGCAGAUCGGCACUGAGACGUCGUUGGGCGGGCUCACUACACCGUCAGAUGGCCCCGCAUCUAACACUUCGACCAAUUCUGUUCCUCGCCUAGGGCCCGUGGACAACAAUGAGUGGCGAGAUUUGUGGCCCGAGCUGACGUCGAUGUUGAAGCACCUCCUCCAGCCACCGACUCCUACCGGGACAGUAGAGCAUUCUGUUGCUUCUGAAGUGGCUAUGCCUGGCGCGAUGCACGUCGAAGAACCCAAGGAUAGUGCCAAGACGGGCCCGACGGAUGAUGCGGACGUGCAUGCAGCAGUUGAAGAAUCGCCGGACCGUCUGAGCGACUAUCUCGGAAUGCCGCGGCCCUCGAAUGAGGUGACUGGGUUUACUUACGCGGUCCCGGCUGAAAUCCAAGCACCGUUGUUCGCCAGUUUCAUUUCGGACAACAAUAUCCCUGACGGGCAGGUGUUUCCUCCUGGUGCGGAGUUCGUCAAGUCGUGGCGGAUGAUCAAUCCAGGCAUGAGUGAUUGGCCUGAGACGACGGAGUUGGUGUUCGUCGCUGGCGAUCGUUUGGGCUCUCAUGGAGAUGCUCCUCGAAAGGUGAAAGUUGGCACUGUCAAAUCGAGUGCAGAGGUAGAAGUUGUAGCGGGCGAAAUGAAGGCUCCCGAGAUCCCUGGCAAGUACGUGAGUUAUUGGCGACUCGACGAUGGGAAGGGCAACCUGUUCGGCCACAGUGUUUGGGUCGACAUCACCGUAGCUGAAGUGAAUCGUGCGACUUCGGAGCUUUCGUCUGCGGAGGAGUCCCUAGCGGCUUCGUCUGUCAUUAUGCCACAUUCUACUUCGGAGCCCGCUGUGGAGCAACGUUCAACGACUGCUCGCAGCCUCUCGGUGACGAUUCCAUCUGGUCCGACUUCUGACAGCGGUUCCUUCGACUCGUCAGCUUCACUCAUCGACGCUCCGUCGUCACCAUUCUCUGACGACGACGACGACGCCGUCUACGAGGACAGCAGGUCUCAUGACAUCGUUUCGCCUGCGCAGCCUCGCCAGGAGACUGAAUACGUGAUGUUGUAUGAGAGCUCAUCGUCCGAGGAGGAUUAG
Messenger RNA from Sparassis crispa, 4944 nucleotides. RefSeq lists its product as hypothetical. Lineage: Eukaryota; Fungi; Basidiomycota; Agaricomycetes; Polyporales; Sparassidaceae. The transcript has 11 exons. The record is from RefSeq and is a predicted model, not a curated record. Bases 1 to 4944 code for a protein of 1647 amino acids. Gene Ontology annotation, molecular function: zinc ion binding.